This is a messenger RNA of Drosophila ficusphila, 2387 nucleotides long. It is a transcript of the gene Wee1, whose product is annotated as wee1-like protein kinase. NCBI's taxonomy places the organism in Eukaryota, Metazoa, Arthropoda, Insecta, Diptera, Drosophilidae. Gene Ontology annotation, cellular component: nucleus. Gene Ontology annotation, biological process: mitotic cell cycle; protein phosphorylation. Gene Ontology annotation, molecular function: ATP binding; magnesium ion binding; non-membrane spanning protein tyrosine kinase activity. The record is from RefSeq and is a predicted model, not a curated record. The transcript is spliced from 5 exons. The coding region runs from base 172 to 1995 and encodes 607 amino acids.
UAAUCGAAUCGCAUUCCUCCAGUUCAAUUUUGUUUUUGUGUGUUUUGUUUUUCUAUUUUUUUAUUUAACGCAUCCGAUUUGAUUUUCUCUCGGUUUGUUUUCGAACAGUGGUGAAAUCAGGAAAAGUAAAUCGCCUUGCACUGCGGGCAGCCGGACAGCUGCACAGCUACAAUGGCCUUCCGCCAGUCGGAGCACGAAAUGAGCGUCACCUCUUUAGAUUCGAGCGUCGAGCUGCGAUCGCGCUCCCCGUCGCCGCAGAUCUUUAAUCCGCGCAAGCUACGCUUUGCCGAUGACGAUUUUGACAAGGACACGCACGAAGAAGCGAGUCCGCAGCCUCCUCUCCAGCAACGGCAGAAGCUAUCCUCCGGCGGAAGACCGCAGCUGGGCAACAAGGAUGGCGACGGAGACGGGGACGUGUCCAUGUCGCCUCCGUGCCAAAAGGUGCGAGCUCUGCGCCUUUUCAGCACCCCAGCCACACCCAAGACCAUCCUGCAGAAGUCUACCACCCAAUGUAGCAACCAUCUGUCGGCAGCGGCAGCGGCAGUCAACGCAUCCCGGCGCAGCGAGGACCUCUUCCGGCUAUCGGAACGACCGAGAUCCCUGCCUCUGCACAACCGCAAACUGCCCGCCCAGGACACUGCGAAUGUGAAUCCCUUUACGCCCGAUAGCUUACUGGCUCAAAAUAAAAAACGUUGUCGCACACAAUUCGGACGCGAGAACCUCAACCUUAAUGUGAAUGCUAUGCAAAAGUAUUUGCUCAGCGAAACCUGCGACGAGGAUGCGACGGAGGAGACAGGCGACUCUCUGCGCGAGAUCCACCAGCAGGCUCCCAAGCGGCUGGCCCUGCACGACACAAAUAUCAGUCGCUUUAAGCGGGAGUUCAUGCAGGUCAAUGUGAUUGGCGUGGGCGAGUUCGGUGUGGUGUUCCAGUGCGUCAAUCGCCUGGAUGGAUGCAUCUAUGCGAUCAAAAAGAGUAAGAAGCCGGUGGCAGGAAGUUCUUUUGAGAAAAGAGCCUUAAACGAGGUGUGGGCCCAUGCGGUUCUGGGAAAGCACGACAACGUGGUGAGGUAUUACUCCGCUUGGGCGGAGGACGACCACAUGCUAAUACAGAACGAGUACUGCGACGGGGGCAGCUUGCAUGCCAGGAUCCAGGAUCAUUGCUUGGGCGAGGCCGAACUGAAGAUUGUGCUUAUGCAUGUAAUCGAGGGCCUGCGCUACAUCCAUUCUAAUGAUCUGGUGCACAUGGACUUGAAGCCGGAGAACAUAUUCUCCACCAUGAAUCCGAAUGCACACAAGCUAGCUGAGGAGCAGCCGCAGCAGACCAAAGACGACGAUGGCAUGGACAGCGUCUACGAAGAGCUGCGCCACUCGGAGAACUUGGUUACGUACAAGAUCGGCGACCUGGGCCAUGUGACGUCCGUCAAAGAGCCCUAUGUCGAGGAGGGCGACUGUCGCUACCUGCCAAAGGAGAUCCUUCAGGAGGACUACUCGAAUCUCUUUAAGGCCGACAUUUUCUCGCUGGGCAUCACGCUAUUCGAGGUGGCCGGAGGCGGUCCGCUUCCAAAAAAUGGACCCGAGUGGCACAAACUGCGAAACGGAGAGGUUCCGUUCUUGCCGAGUCUGAGCAGGGACUUUAACGAGCUAAUAGCUAUGAUGAUGCACCCAGAUCCCGAUAAGCGGCCCACAUCGCAGUCCAUAUUCAAUCAUCCAAUUCUGAGCGCUGUCGACUCAAAGAGCAAGCUGCAGCUCGGCCUGGAGUUGACAGUGGAAAAGCGCAAGAAUGAGAUACUAAUGAACAAGCUGAGGGAGGCCAAAAAACAGAUAAAACAACUAGAGCAAAAGGUCAACCUUCUUGCGGUGGCCAACAAUCCGGAUAAUCUGGAUGGUCAGCGAUGCCUUCGCUCCUUUACGCGACGCAUGCGCACGCCGUUCUCCAGCCAUGGAAAGUUCGAUAGCAUAUCCGAUCGCAACAAGAACGUGAUCACCAAUAUCUGAUAAGCUCGCACCUCGUACCAUACCGAUAGCCAAACUCUUCCGAAUCGAACGUGAACUAAGCUCACAUUGUGUUACCUAUUAAGCGUAUUCCUAUAUUCAUCAAUAAUUUUUUAAAGUUUUCGCUUCGUAAAAUCCUAACCCCCAAUCUCAUAACCCCUUGUAAUUCAUGCUCGUGGAUUUAGAAGCAUUCGUAAUAUAAUAUAUAUAUUUUCCAGGCUCAGUGAACUUUUCUUUGUAGAGAAAGCACAAUCGUUUUAAGAAAAGGCCCCGUAAAUCAUAAGACCAUCGCGUAGAUGUAAUGAGUAUUGUUUUCGAAAUUAAACUAUUUAUUAUGUUACAUGGAAAUCGAAAUUAUAACAUUCCAUUCGUUAAAUAUAUCGAAUGCUAUUCCA